UCAGGUGGGGCACGCGCCGGCACGUGACAGUCGUGCAGAGCAGGGAGUAGCUGCAGUGACAGUUCGAGUCAAGAUGGCAGCAGAGAGAGAGCCUCCUCCUAUUGGGGAUGGGAGACAGGCUGAGUGUGAGGAUCUGGAAGAAGGGGAAGACUUGUUUACCAGUACCGUGUCUACACUGGAGUCAAGCCCGUCCUCCCCGGAACCAGCCAGUCUUCCUGCUGAAGACAUCAGUACAAAUUCUAAUGGCCCCAAGACAACAGAAGUUCUACUUUGUGAUGACAGAGAAGAUCUUUUUGCUGAAGCUACAGAUGAAGUUUCCUUGGACAGUCCUGAAAGAGAUCUCAUCCUUUCAUCAGAACCUAGUCCAGCCAUAACUCCUGUGACUCCAACAUCAGUUAUAAUGCCGCGAAUGGAAACAAUUAGUAUAUCUGCACCUGUGAUUUAUGACAGAUCUACAGAUGAGAUUGAAGAGGAAUCAAAUGGGGACACUUUUGAUUUGGAAAUUGGUGUCUCAGACCCAGAAAAAAUUGGAGAUGGAAUGAAUGCUUAUAUGGCAUACAAAGUUACAACCAAGACGUCUUUGUCAAUGUUCAACAAGAACGAGUUCUCUGUCCGUAGAAGAUUUAGUGAUUUUCUUGGGCUGCAUAGUAAACUAGCAACAAAAUAUAUGCAUAUUGGAUAUAUUGUGCCACCAGCUCCUGAGAAAAGUAUAGUAGGCAUGACAAAAGUAAAGGUGGGAAAAGAAGACUCGUCAUCAAAUGAAUUUGUUGAGAAGAGAAGGGCUGCUCUGGAAAGAUAUCUACAGCGCACAGUGAAACACCCUACUCUGCUGCAGGAUCCAGAUGUGAGACAGUUUUUAGAAAGUUCUGAGCUGCCGAGAGCAGUUAGCACCCAGGCUUUGAGCGGAGCAGGAUUAUUGAGAAUGGUGAACAAAGCUGCCGAUGCUGUCAACAAAAUGACAAUCAAGAUGAAUGAAUCGGAUGCUUGGUUUGAAGACAAACAGCAGCAGUUCGAAAAUCUAGAUCAGCAACUCAGGAAGCUACAUAGCAAUGUUGAAUCCUUGGUUUGUCAUCGCAAAGAGCUGUCAGCCAACACGGCUGCAUUUGCAAAGAGUGCUGCAAUGUUGGGCAAUUCAGAAGAUCACACCGCACUCUCAAGGGCAUUAUCCCAGCUUGCAGAGGUGGAAGAAAAAAUUGACCAGCUGCAUCAGGAACAGACCUUUGCAGACUUUUAUUUGUUUUCAGAACUUCUAAAUGACUAUACACGACUUAUUGCUGCCGUUAAGGGUGUAUUUGAUCAGAGAAUGAAGUGCUGGCAAAAAUGGCAAGAUGCUCAGGUCAAUCUGCAAAAGAAACAGGAGGCAGAGGCCAAACUUCAGAUCUCCAAUAAACCUGAUAAACUUCAGCAGGCUAAAGAUGAAAUCAGAGAGGAGAUUGAAGAGUUGGAGGCCAAGGUUCAACAAGGAGAGAGAGAUUUUGACCAAAUAUCCAAAACCAUUCGCAAGGAAGUAGGAAGAUUUGAGAAAGAGAGAGUGAGAGACUUCAAAACAGUUAUUAUUAAGUACUUAGAAUCAUUAGUGCGGACACAACAACAGCUCAUAAAGUAUUGGGAAGCUUUUCUACCCGAAGCCAAAGCUAUAGCAUAGGAUGAAGACUAUAUCAUGUUCAAGCUCAUACAUUGACGUAUACCACAUUUCACAAUAAAAAAAAAUCAUGUGUAAAAUCAAAGACGAUAUCAAGAUAAACCACUCUAUAUUUUAUUAACAUGUGGCUUCUUUUAUAUACUAUUGCAUUUUAAUAAGUGCUGCAUGUCCUGACCUAUUCCAACGGACUGUGGCAUGAUAUUCUGCGAUAUUCUGCUGAACUGAACACUAAUGUGUCUUACUAUUUUGCAUUUAACAAGUGCAGAAGAAAGCAAGAAUGUUUUACUCUGGAGUAUUAUUACUUGCAAACAAGUUCUGUCAAAUUAUAAUUACCUUAUCUUUAUGAAUCCAAUUAUUGUUGCAUUUAUAAAUGUUCACUUACACAUUCCUGUACAGAUAUUAUGAUUUUGUGAUUAUUAUAAUAAAGGCAUAUGCCUUGUGUAAUGCCA
Xenopus laevis (African clawed frog) is the source of this 2091-nucleotide messenger RNA. It is a transcript of the gene snx2.L, whose product is annotated as sorting nexin 2 L homeolog. Gene Ontology annotation, molecular function: phosphatidylinositol binding. The transcript has 16 exons. Gene Ontology annotation, cellular component: membrane; lamellipodium; early endosome membrane. NCBI's taxonomy places the organism in Eukaryota, Metazoa, Chordata, Amphibia, Anura, Pipidae. The record is from RefSeq and is a predicted model, not a curated record. Gene Ontology annotation, biological process: early endosome to Golgi transport; intracellular protein transport. The coding region runs from base 74 to 1645 and encodes 523 amino acids.